Molecule: messenger RNA, 1468 nt
Organism: Solea senegalensis (Senegalese sole)
Lineage: Eukaryota; Metazoa; Chordata; Actinopteri; Pleuronectiformes; Soleidae
Product: myeloid-associated differentiation marker-like
Exons: 1
Coding region: 303-1172 (289 amino acids)
Cellular component (GO): membrane
Source: RefSeq, a predicted model, not a curated record
GGCGGAAAACACCGAAGCUGCGACCUCAAAAAGGAAGUAGGCGAGGCUUGUUUUGUUCCAAAAUCUACGCAUUAAGAGUUUCUAUUUUCAAGUUGUGGAGUCAAGUGGUGAAGAGCAUAAAGAGGAACGGGUUCUUCUGACUCUGCUGGACUAUUCUGCAGAAAUCAAUGUUGGCUGGAUAUUUUGGGAUUGACAGAUUCAGAUUCAGCACGAGAUUUUAACAAAACCUUGAGGAAGUGAGAGUUGGGAAUUACUGAAACACCUCAGACCUUCUUACCUCUUGGAUACGACACUCAGUGACGAUGGCUGUGAUUGUGCUGGUGGCCAAGGACUUCACCAGUCCGCUUUUUCUGGUGCGGACAUGCGAGGUGUUGUGCACCUGCACCACCUUCAGUCUCGUGGCCUCGCUGGACCCAUCAGAACUCCAACACCUGAGCACGUUCAGGAUCUUCUGCAUGUUCACCUGGUGCUUCUUCUUCACCCUGAGUCUCCUCAUCCACACUCUCAGCAUCAUCCAUUUUCACAACCUCAUCCCAGUGUCGUGGAAGAACCUGACCGUGACGGUGGCCGUGUCAGGCAGUCUGAUGAACCUCAGCGCCUCGGUCCUUUUCCCAUGGAUCGUCAUGAAUCACCAUCAGGUCUUGCCGCGGUCGGUGGCAGCGACGGUGGGUUCCUGUUUCACCUUCAUGGCCUACACCUCAGAGUCCUACAUCCUUUGCACACAAGCCCAAGAGCAGAGAGGCUACAUGGGCAGCGUACCUGGUCUCCUGAAGAUUGUGCAGCUGUGGGGAGGCUGUCAGAUGAUCCCUCUGCUUGUACCCAUGAUAAUGCACCGGUGGCAGACAUGUGUCACCAGCACAGCGUAUGGCGUCUGCAUCCUCACGAGUCUCGUCACUCUUGUGAUAAUCUUAGGUGACUUUGCAAAGCGGUGUCUCCUCCCCCUGGACAGACUGAUGGCCGGCUUCAGUCUGAUCGGGGUGUUGUUGUACAUGGUGGCCACGGUGAUUUGUUUCACUGAAGUCCUGCAGCUGACAGAAGUGGGACAAAGUGUCUCCAACAAAAGCAAAGGGCUGGUGAUCAUGGAAACUGUUGUGACCACUGUCACGCUGUUGGCUUAUACUGUGGAUCUCGCCUUUUCCAUCAAACUUCUGUGUUACAGAAGUCACACAUGAAAUAACACAUUACAUUGAAUUGACUGUAUUGUAUAGUGUGUAUUUGUACUGAUUGAUUCAUUCAUUCAUUUUCCUCUUUGAUUUUAAAGCCAUUGGUAAGCCGUGCGGACAAUGAAAACAACAGGGUGUUACAAUCAUGUAGUCAGCGGCUGCUGAAUGUUCCCACACACAAACACGUUUGGCACGACGACACUUUCCCUCUGUUCUUACUUAUUGUAUAUUCUAGUGUUUGUAUUCUUUCUCUUUAUGUGAAGCACUUUGAGUAUUUUGCAGGUUUUGUAAAAUGAAUGCAGAGU